UCAGGGUGAGGGUGUGAAUUAAACUUUGGCCCAGUAUCCAAUUAACCCUUAUGCGAACAGAUUAGUUUGAAAAGUUGCUCGAUGGGAUUAACGGCGCCGCGGAUUAUCGUUCUUCUUGUACUUUCCAUACGCGAUCGACCACUACAAACGCGAUACUACUCCACGUUCGCCGAACUUUUUCCAAGAAGAUGUGCAAAUAUUUUCCACGGAAUUUAAUAGCGAAGACAAGGUAUACGGCGAGGGGCUUGAAUUUCAAACAGCGAGAAGAUCUCCGUUGCUUAUACCGUAAAUCGAUAAGCACGGAUGAACACAGCAGCUUUCAAUACGGAGCAUCGUAGCGAGAUGUUACGUGGAAUCAAAGACCAUCGAUCGACUUGACGUACCUUCAUCGAUAACCUGCUUUUACGAUGCAGCCUAUAACGACGAUGACAAAGAACGAAGGAAACAGAUCGCCAACGAACAACGCGACUUACUCCGCAAGAGUCUGCCUAUCCAGUGGAAUGAAUUGCAUGGUCGGAGACACUAUGUUUCAUCGUAUAUCCAAUAUAGGACGGAACGUCAAUCAGGGCAAUACCUGUCCUGUGAACAACUACAGCAUCGUCGCAUCUAGAGGAGAGCUCGCUCGAAAUAACUAUGCGGUGAGAGAGACAUCGUCGGCGCAGUGCAUCGUUGUCAAAAGGAACAAGACGGCCGUGAAUGCGGGUAGCGAAACUCGCCCCAAACUUCGGGACGACUUGCUCAAAGAACAGUCCUCGGGCAAACAGUUGUCCAAGGAUUUCGCAGGGCCCACGGACUUUGGCAAGUCUCAGCGACCUAUUCGCAAAUCCUUUUCCGUCCCGGACUAUCUUAGAGAAGGUUUUCCAGCGACGCGGCAAGUUGAUCGCAGAGGAACCGAGGAGAGCAUUUUCAAAAGAUCUUCCACUUUCCUGUCGAAUCUCGCCCAUUCUGCGAAUAAAUUUAGAGAGAGAAAGCUAAGCGGAAACUAUCCCGAAGAGCGCACACUUUGUCCAAAUAAUCAUUGCACCGAGAAAAGCUGUUCGGCCAAGCAUCCAACUCUAAGGGGAUACUUUUCGAUUUUAAGUAGAGUCGCCAACGAUCUCGAUCCUUUCGAACAUUCGUCAGGAGUUCAAACGUUGCCGGUGGAACGGAGGAAGAAAGGCGGCGCGCGCGUCAAGAAAUCGGUGUCCUUCAGUUCGGAUACGAGUUUCGAAGAGAAACGCGAACCUUACAAACGAGCCGCCAUACACGAGGCUAAGGUCUAUCACAAGGGUGUUCUGCAAGAUCGUAGCGUGGCCGAGGUGAAUAUCGUCAGAAAAGUGCCGUCCUCGUGGGAAGUAACGUCCGAGGGCGCAUCGGCCCUUCUCAGGGCAGCCAGAGAUGCCGACGACGCAGCCCUCGAUGAAAUCGCUGCCCAUGUGCGAAAAUUUGGAUUCGGAGACAUGGACGUCAAUAUGACUGAUAGCAGCGGCAGGACUGCCAUCAGCUACAUGGCGGGAAACGGUGCCGCGACCAUGUUGGAGCUAGCUCUGUCGUACGAAAGGGUGGACCCGAAUACUCCGGACAACGAGGGUAACACGCCUCUACAUUUUGCCGCGCAGGCCGGGCAAACGGAAUGUUUGAACAUACUGCUGCAGAGGUGUCCGGACAUCGAAGUGGACGCGAGAAACGCAUCGGGCUUUACUCCGUUGAUGAAGGCAGCACUUCAAGGAAGAACCAAAUGCGCCAAAAUUCUCCUGUUCGCCGGUGCGAAUCCGACAUUGAGAGACCAAGGGAGAGGAUUGAGAGCGGAACAGUGGGCCAGAUUUUGUGGAAGGUACGUGUGCGCUGAAGUAAUCGAGAGGUUCGCGAGACAUCGGCUCCUGGAGAGGUCAACUUCUUGUCGGUGGGGUAGUGAACCCGAACUGGCAGCGAAAGUACUCCAAGGGAAGGUGAUGCCCAUUCCAACCGCACCCCUGUCGCCACCAUCUUCGGGAUUCAAGUCGAAGAUAAGAAAAGUUUUCCGCACGACAUCCGGCCCAGACCGAAGUUUUUCAUUGGUCUCUCAAUUAACUAGCGCCGCUCUUUGUGCAAGUAGUCCAGCUCUACCAAAAUCCAGCCAAGUUCCACCCGUGGUUAAAAGUCUUCUUCGACCUUUAAGCGUUCCACAGUUAAGGGUGACUCUAGUUUCGCCGCAAGAUAUUCUUGAACAAUCAAAGGACAAGUAUGGGCCCAAUUUUACAGAAAAGAUCGAGAAUAUAGUUGGAAAGCCUUCGCGAUCGAAGAAUAAAAACAAAUAGAUGUGUAAAUCUCGUUUGCCAAUCAUUUUGCGGAUAAACGUGCGGAUAAAGAUCGCAGGCGUCUUCCCUCCGCGAAAGAAAUACAUUUUAUUGUAUUUUA
Molecule: messenger RNA, 2376 nt
Organism: Bombus impatiens (common eastern bumble bee)
Lineage: Eukaryota; Metazoa; Arthropoda; Insecta; Hymenoptera; Apidae
Exons: 10
Coding region: 408-2276 (622 amino acids)
Molecular function (GO): protein binding
Source: RefSeq, a predicted model, not a curated record